Darwinula stevensoni is the source of this 1248-nucleotide messenger RNA. The record is from the annotation of a GenBank genome assembly. Lineage: Eukaryota; Metazoa; Arthropoda; Ostracoda; Podocopida; Darwinulidae.
CCACUGUAUAUUCCCCCUAGCACUUUGGCCAUUAGAAAUCUCUGUUUGUCAUUAUGACCAUCUGAGAUCUGUAAAAACCUGUCAGGUAUCUAAUGAUCCCCAAGUAACCUAAAAUACUGUAAAAGGGUAUAAUUUGAACCUUUAUGGAAGGCUCUUGCAUUAACUGAGAAUGAUCUGGUUUCAGCAGUGGAACAAGAGGCAACUGAUCCAGGUCCUGGAGUGAGAGCUGAAGCCAUGGUCAGAACCCACGAAAGGGAAAAUAUGCCACGAAGGGCAGCAGUUCGAAAUGCUCGUGCCCGCUUGAGGAGAGCAGAGCUUCGGCAGGCUGCUGAUGGCGAUGACGAUGAUAAUGCUGGGUGGGGGAUGAGAGGGUCUGGUGAUGAGUCAGAUGGAGAAGUUCAGGAUGCCUCAGAUCAUAUUGAAAUGCCUGAGGGCAAGAUGGGGGCCAAAAAGCGCAAGAAGAUGGAGAUGAAGGCCGAGAAGAAGGCUGCACGAGAAGCAAUGGAACAAGAAAGAGAAGAGCGCCGUGAGAGAGAAGAGAAGGCUAAGAAAGAGAGAGAGCUUAAGGAAGAGAGAGAGGCAGCUGAAGAGAAAAAGAAGGAAGAAGAAGAGAGAAAGAGGAAGGAAGAGCAAGAGAAAAGAGAGCAAGAGGAAUAUGAACAGAUGAAGGCUGCCUUCAGUGUUGAAGAGGAGGGAUUUGAAGAGAACACCUCCCCUAAUGAAGAAAGUCUACUUGCAAGGUUUUUGGAGUACAUCAGGGCCUCCAAAGUGGUUUUACUUGAAGAUUUGGCUGCUCAGUUUCGUCUGAAGGUCCAAGAUGUCAUAUCAAGAAUACAUGACCUCCAGAAUGAAGGCAGUCUCACUGGUGUGAUUGACGACAGAGGGAAGUUCAUUUAUGUCAGUCGUGAAGAGCUGGAGGCUGUGGCCAAAUUCAUCCGACAACGAGGACGAGUUUCAAUUGCUGAACUGGCAGAGUGCAGUAAUGCCUUGAUAAACCUCAAACCAGACAAUGAGGCAUUGGUCUCAGUGGGAAUGUCAUAAUGAAUGUGACAAAUGAGAGUGUGUUUGAUACUGUUUCUGUGGCUUUCCUGUUCAACAAUCUGAUCAUUGGAAAACUCAUGUAUGAGGAAAUUUGUAUUGAAUGGAAUAAUGGAGUGAUUCUCCGUUGGAACUGGCAGAGUUCAGUUGAGUUUUGUUGAGUUCAGGAAGUUUCAAAGCAGCAUACGAAUAUAUGUUGAAUGAAUAGCA